UCAGUUUUCUUAAUCACCUCAGUAAAACAACCACAAUGUUUGAUAAAAGUUGCAUCUUGGUGGUAAUUAGCGUCGUGGCCAUUCAGGCGAGUGUGGUGCCUUUUGAUUUGAUUGAUGAUGCAAAGGAAGAUCUUGAAGCUUUAAGACAAACUGUUCUAGGUGCUAUUUUGGCCGCUGAAAACAAUCUGGAUGAUUUUAGCCUAGAUCUACAAAGUUUUGCCAGCAAUACUGAAAGAUCAGCAAUAGUUACAGUUCAAAGCGAAAGAGAGGCAAUUAACAACUCUUUGACAGUUCUUAAAAAUUUAGCGCAUAGUGCUGAAGCUGACAUUUCCUACUGUCUUGACGGCCGCGAAAAUUAUCUGAGUAAUCUACAUAUAACAAUUCUCGCCGAUUUAAACGACUGCGUCUUUGGCAAAAUUGUACAGGGAUCAAUAGUUUUACGUGAAAUCAAGUAUCUGAUUGAUAUUAAUAUUAAUAGUGUUAAUGCUCUGGAGUUUCAACUUGAGUUGUGUGAGGCUGCCGGUGACCCAUGCAUUACUGUUCUUAUUCAAGAAAUUGAACUAGCAACAGAGAGAGUUCCCCAACAAAUUAAAGUGGAGGUUUUAAAAGCUGAAGAACUUUUCGGCGAGCUGAAGAUCUCUGUUCAGGAAUGUGCUGACUUGAAGAUAUCUCAGUAUGUUACUACUGCAAAUACUAUAUUGGACGAUAUAACCCAAUGUGUUGAUGCUAUAAUUGGAUAAUUGGAUAAUUGGAUAAUUGGAUAAGUACCACAAAUAUCUUUUAAAUACUUUUUCGACGCGACUGACACUUGACCUUCAGUUUCGUUUGUUGUUGACAUUAUCAAAAUAUUUAAUUUUUGUGCAAUUAUGAUGUUUGAUUUAUUAUAAGACAAUUAUUGUGUUAUUCGUAAAAAUACUGUACGGCAAUUGAGAAUUAAAAAUAGAUAUGUUUAUAAAAUAAA
Messenger RNA from Zophobas morio, 961 nucleotides. RefSeq lists its product as uncharacterized. The transcript is spliced from 2 exons. Lineage: Eukaryota; Metazoa; Arthropoda; Insecta; Coleoptera; Tenebrionidae. The coding region runs from base 36 to 740 and encodes 234 amino acids. The record is from RefSeq and is a predicted model, not a curated record.